GAAGGAGGAAAAAAACAGUAGAAGAAGAAAAAAGAAAGAGGAAGACGAAGUAACAACAAUAAUAAUGAAAGAAGACUCAACCUUAAAGUUUGCAAAUGGAGAAAACAUUCUGUCAGUGGAAGAAACAAUGUCUGAACAAAGUGGACCUGAGUAAGAAAGGCGUUGUGGAUGAAGAUGUGGUCAACAUCGUGUCACUGCUCAAUGGCUACCAGGACUACUUCACCACCAGCUCGUGCUCAGGACGCAUUACAAUCAUAGACAGGGCCCCAGACAGUGUUGUUGUCCAGAAGAAGAACCUUGUCUGGCUCUUGGUCGCACACACCAAAUGCACAUCGGAUGAAGUGACGUCUGCGCUGACCCGCUCUUGUGGAAAUGCAGUGCUCAAGUUUGAGCCGUUUGUCAUGCAUGUUCAGUGUCGCACCCUGGAGGAUGCACACCUGCUGCUCUCAGCUGCUCUCCAGUCGGGCUUCAAAAACUCUGGUCUCACUGCAAGCAAGACGGGGAAGAUCAUCACGGCAGUCCGCUGCACCCACAGCCUGGAGGUUCCUCUCAGUGACCGAGGCAGGCUGCUGGUUUCCCACGAAUAUAUUCACUUCCUCACCCAGACGGCCAAUCAAAAGAUGGAGGACAAUUUAAAACGGAUUGAAAGGUUUUAUCAAACCAUCCGGACGACGUUAACAACUAAGGAGCAACAGAAAGUCCCGCAGGAUUCCGCCGCACUUGCGUUACGACAACCCCCUUUCAUGGGUACGGACACAGACGACAAGCUGGAGAAGGAAAGAAAUCAAGCGUGUGAACAAUGAAUGACUGGAUUUGUUUUGACGUCGUUAAAAUUGU
Messenger RNA from Nerophis lumbriciformis (worm pipefish), 837 nucleotides. RefSeq names its product tRNA-yW synthesizing protein 3 homolog (S. cerevisiae) (gene tyw3). The record is from RefSeq and is a predicted model, not a curated record. Lineage: Eukaryota; Metazoa; Chordata; Actinopteri; Syngnathiformes; Syngnathidae.